Durio zibethinus is the source of this 2848-nucleotide messenger RNA. NCBI's taxonomy places the organism in Eukaryota, Viridiplantae, Streptophyta, Magnoliopsida, Malvales, Malvaceae. The record is from RefSeq and is a predicted model, not a curated record.
ACGUGUAAAUGUCUUUACAGCAUUCAACCAGCCAACACGACCAUUACAUUGGCUUCACCUGCUUUUGACGGUUGGUGUCUAGAGGUACCAAGUCUUUAGGUGCCGGUAGAAAACCCCAUAUUGAGAAGAUCACCACUGUUAUGGUCCUAGGAAAAAAAGAAAGAGAAAAAAUGCUUGUCUACAAGUCCUUCAUAACUCUGUUGUUCCUCUCCUUGCUUAGCUUUACCAUUGGAGCACAACAAACUUACCUCGCCCAUAGCUGUUCGAACGCAACCACUUUUCCCACAAACGGUACUUACCAAGCCGAUCUCAAUCACCUGCUUUCCUCUCUAUCCUCCAACGCCACCCGCGGCAAUCGAUUCUAUAGCACAACCUCUGGCAGAAACUCUGACGUGGUCUAUGGGCUGUUUCUCUGCAGGGGUGAUGUUUCGAAUAGUGGCUGCGAAGAAUGUGUCUCUACUGCCAUCAACGACGUCACUCAACUUUGUGCUGUUGAAAAAAUUGCUGUGAUUUGGUAUGAUGAUUGCCUCUUGCGUUACUCAAAUCAAUCUAUCUUUUCCAUCGCGACCAUUGUACCUGCAAUCUAUAUGUUGAACACGGGAAAUGUCUCGGACCAAGAGCGUUUUAACCAGAUACUGGCUGAUACGAUGAAUAAUGCAGCAACCCUGGCUGUAAAUGCUACGUUAGGUUUAAAAAACUUCGCGACCAGAGACGCGAAUAUUUCAGGGUUUCAAACACUGUACAGCCUUGUGCAGUGUACUCCUGACCUAUCAAGCACGGAUUGUAAUACAUGUCUGCGAGGAGCUAUAGCGGCUCUGCCUAAUUGUUGCAGUGGAAAGCAAGGGGGAAGAGUGCUGACUCCUAGCUGCAACAUUAGAUAUGAACUUUACCCGUUCUAUAAUCAAACCGCAGUUUCAGUUCCGGCACCUCCGUCUGUGAUAACUCGUCCUCCAGCAGCUCCAGGAAAAAGCCAAAAUUCGUGGCAAAUAAUUAUUGCCAUUGUUGCUCCAAUUUCUGCCUCUGUUUUGCUUUUUUUCGUGGGUUGUUGUCUAUUAAAAAGGAGAGCAAGGAAGUACAAAGCUAUAGAAGGAGAAAAUGCAGGAAAUGAUAUAACCACAAUAGAGUCACUGCAGUAUGAUUUUAGCACGAUACAAGUUGCCACAAACAACUUCUCAGAUAGGAACAAGCUAGGAGAAGGUGGUUUUGGUGAAGUUUACAAGGGUACCCUUCCUAGCGGACAAGAGAUAGCUGUUAAGAGGUUAUCAAGAAGUUCAGGGCAAGGGGUGGAGGAAUUUAAAAAUGAGGCUGUAUUGGUUGCCAAGCUUCAACACAGAAAUCUAGUGAGACUACUCGGAUUUUGCUUGGAAGGAGAAGAAAAGAUACUCUUGUAUGAAUUUGUGCCCAAUAAAAGUCUUGACUAUUUUCUUUUUGAUCCUGCAAAACAAGGACAAUUGGAUUGGUCAAGACGUUACAAGAUCAUAGGAGGGAUUGCUCGAGGAAUGCUUUAUCUGCAUGAGGAUUCUCGGCUUAGAAUCAUACACCGGGAUCUCAAGGCCAGCAAUAUAUUAUUAGAUGGUGAAAUGAAUCCAAAAAUUUCAGAUUUUGGCAUGGCAAGGAUUUUUGGUGUUGAUCAAACUCAAGGAACCACCAGAAGAGUUGUUGGUACCUAUGGCUACAUGUCUCCCGAAUAUGCAAUGCAAGGGCAGUUUUCUGUGAAAUCAGAUGCAUAUAGUUUUGGCGUUUUAGUUCUCGAAAUUAUUAGUGGCCAAAGGAACAGUAAUUUCUAUCAAACAGAUGGUGCUGAGGACCUCCUUAGCUACGCUUGGAAACAUUGGAAGGAUGGGACGCCAUUGGAAUUGUUGGAUCCUAUUCUGAGGGAUACUUACUCUAGAAAUGAAGUCAUUAGAUGCAUCCAAAUUGGGUUAUUAUGUGUUCAGGAAGAUCCAGUUGACAGGCCUACGAUGACUACCAUUGUUCUCAUGCUUAACAGUUACUCUGUCACACUACCAUUACCUAAGCAACCGGCAUUUUUCCUUCACAGCAGAACAGAGGGAAGUAUGCCAAACAAGGAGAUGGAAUCUGAUCAAUCCACUAGUCGAUCAAUGCCAUGGUCUAUCAAUGAGGCAUCGAUUACUGAAUUAGACCCUCGGUAAAGUGAGUUAAUAGAUGCUUCCUCAGUAUAGAAAGCAAUCUGCCAAUGUUGAAUAAGUCCUUUUUCUGCCAUUGCUGUGAAUAUUUGGUACGAUUAAGUAGUGGUACUUGUGUACUUGAUCCAGUCACUUUAUGUAUGAACUGGACAUACAAGAGUUAUUUACCCCCAAAAUCUUGAUAUUCUGUAGUAUUCUACAUGUUUUAUUAAAUCAACUAAGCUGCUCAUCAUUUGUCUCUUGCAGUUUUAUAUGCUAAUGAAGAAGCUAUAUUUAACCCGUAAAUGUGCUUAUUGUAGAAUUAUCUUGGCUUGAACAAUUUAUUUGGGGGAGCAUAAUUUUCCCCAAGAGAAAACAAAAGUAAAUGUUUUCAAACGAAUCAGCAUUAGCACUACUAUAUAAAUGAACUUAUAACAGUUAAGUUGAAGAAACAGUAGCUAGCAGCCUGAUGAUAGUUACAUUUCUAUAAGAAUUUUAUACAACAAUUAAUUGAUAUCUUUACUGUUAUUUUUGAAAUCAUGAAUGUAGCAAACUCCAUAGUUUUCUGUGUCCAGAGAUCCUAUUUCCUUUCCAAUGCACUACCUCCUGGGAAUUGAGGUGACACGUAAGAGAUACUACGGCGAAGCUGAGUACCCACUUCAUAAGACUACAUUUCUCUUUCUCAAUUAACACCACUAUCCUUUAAAAAAAAAAAAAAAAAA